This is a messenger RNA of Colletes gigas, 13463 nucleotides long. It is a transcript of the gene nonC, whose product is annotated as serine/threonine-protein kinase SMG1. The transcript is spliced from 15 exons. Lineage: Eukaryota; Metazoa; Arthropoda; Insecta; Hymenoptera; Colletidae. The record is from RefSeq and is a predicted model, not a curated record. Gene Ontology annotation, biological process: nuclear-transcribed mRNA catabolic process, nonsense-mediated decay; TOR signaling; negative regulation of macroautophagy. Gene Ontology annotation, cellular component: TORC2 complex; nucleus; TORC1 complex. Gene Ontology annotation, molecular function: protein serine/threonine kinase activity; protein binding. Bases 612 to 11741 code for a protein of 3709 amino acids.
CGUAUGAUUUUUGGAUAACGCCGAAGAAUCUGUCGCGCAUAAAGCAACACGCGAAUAAGGUCGUGUUGCAAUUCUGUGUUCGUCAAUUUGUAAAUUUUUCUGUAGACUCUCUGUUGAUCGGUUGUUGUUGUCGACACGGUGUACGUUGGAUUCGGACGCGUGACGAAUUUGUUACGCAUAUUAUUUUACUAUUCGUUUAUCUUUCUUCAACGAAAUAUGAUCGACCUGAAAUCAAUGUAUUUUCCAUGCGUGUCCGAAAGUGUUUUUCGGAGCAAGUGAUUUUUAUGAAAAUCGAACUAGCGAAUAUUAUAUUUAUUCUCUUGAACAAAUUUAUUGUGUGUUUUACAAGAAAUGCAGCAAAUUUAAUUGUUUCUAUUUGGCAGAUUUGUUGUAAUACAAUUUUUUUUUCUUGGUUAUUUGUUUUAUGAUCAUUAAGCUCUUUUUUCUAUAUACCAAAGAUGUAGCUGCGAGUGGUCCAACCUUAACAAUACACAACAUCUAUUUGAACUUUGAUGCUGAAAUAUAUUUUAUUAUAUAAUAUUUGUGCUUUUGAAUUCUUUAUCAUUUAUUAUUAUAGAUGACUAUUAUUGUAUGCGUAUAGCACAUUAUAUAUGCAAAGUGUAGGUCAUGCAGAUCGUCUGCACAGUAAUGUAAUGAAUAGCUGUGGGAACUCUAAUAUUAGCACAAAGCUACGUGGAUCUAAGUGUUUGGAGAUACAGGAAGAAACUGUUGGUAAUAAUCGAGCUGGAGAGUUAGAGAAGGGAGAAGUGAAUGUUUUAAACAGUUACAGUAUAAACGAUUUUAAUGCUCCACGUGGCACAUUGGUCAUUUGUCAUAGAAGCACAAACAAUUAUUCCUCCGACCAUAAUUUUUCCAGAUUCAAGCCAAGAAUCGGUGGUGCUCCACGAAAUGAAUUUCGAAUGGCUCGUGGUGGGAGUUCCGGAGAUCGUGCCAGAGGUGCAUUACGGGGUAGAGCUUUUAAAAAGACAUCCAUUGACCGAGAUUCAAAUUCAGAAACCAGCUAUUACCCUACAACUCGACUCAAAUUUCAAGAAUCAUUGAAGAACCAAGAAAAUUCACAAGGAAAAUAUUACGACGAUAAGAGAAUAAAUGAAGAUUCUAGAAUUUCUAAGCUCCUGAGGAAAUUGUGCAGAGAAGAUGAUUAUGACCAUUUUAUAGUGCUAUGCAAGCAAGCACAGGAAGGAAUAAUAGCACCUGAAAAUCAGAGAUAUAUAAGACGAAAUUUAGACAUUAUCUGCGAAAGCCUAUUGGAUAUAUUACAUACAGGACCUGGACCAGACGCAAAACAACAAGUCGCAAAAUGUCUAGGUCGUAUUGGGUAUGCAGCUGAACAGGACUUCAAACGAUAUAUGGAUUGGAUUUUCAACAAGUAUUCAUUGGAACGGAAAGACGAUAUAAAGUGCCUUUUGAUCAAAUCGUUUGUUGAAGUUUUUAAGAUUGACGCAGAGGCACCGAGGCUAAAAGAAUUCUCAGUGUUAAUGAUGUCGCAACUGCAAUCGACACUGGAGAAUGUCGAUCGAUCGGAUUUACUGGUAGCAACUGUAGAUGCAAUAUUGUUAAUAAUGGAAUCUUAUCCUGAAACGUUUUCAAACCAUUUUCGUGAUACAGUUGACAUAUUAGUCGGCUGGCACAUCGAUUCAACUCAGCAAAAAGCAAUUGCAAGCUAUGCUAGCCGUAGUUUACAGAGAUUGCGAACCUUUUGGAUAGCAGACCUACAAUUCACCUUAACGUUAUUAGGACAAUUUUUAGAGGACAUGGAAAGCUACGACGAGGAAUUGACAUUACCAGAAUCUGGCAGAAGUUCACCUGGAGACGAAGUAUCACCGACACCUAGAGAAUGUAUUCUUCGUAUCACGUCUCUGAUUUCAGUGUUUAACACAGUCACGAAAAGUAUAUCCGAGCAUUUGAAUCCGAAUCUUACUCCGAACGUGCAAUGGUCGUUUCUAUCGGAUUGUUUGUCAAAAAUGUUGAAAACCGUUGUGAAAGCAAUCGAAUUGGACGAUUGUAAUGAAACUUGGCUUUCAAAUUUCAUUAUUACACCGGAGAGUGCCGAUGAAUUGUUGAAACGUAUUAGAAAUACAAGUAUUAUUUCGAUUAAUUCUAGCAAGUCCGAGUUAAUCGAGAAAGAUGUCGUUAAAAUGUUUAAAUCGUUGAAUCUUGAUAAAAACGAGCUAAACAAUUUGAAACAAAGCAUCGAAAAGGAGACAUCGUUAAAAGAAAGGGAACCCUUGUUAAAUGUUGUACGAUCGUUGGAAAUGAAAGGAAAGAAAAAAGCUCUGGAUUUAACGGAGGAAAAGGAAGAAUUAAUAGUAACUGCGAACGAAUGCGCCUUUCUCUUGUUGGGGCAUCUUCAAAGUCGCAUUACAAAAAAUCACGAGUUACUCUACAAGUUUAUCGAUCUUCAGUUGAAAAGGAUCAACGUGUUUUGGGACGAUACCAUCAUUUCGAUGUUGAAUACUAUCUCGAAAAUAAUAAAAGAAGUCUCGGCGAACCUACCGCUGGAAUUAGUGCACAAAUUGCUUGGGAAGGAUUCGGUCUUACUCAAAUUGAGAUUUCGCGAUUCUAUUUCUAUUCAAAAUGCCAGUCUCGGAGUGUAUCACAGUCUGCUCAGUUUAAAAAAUAUUCCGUUACUACAGGAAUCGUAUCGAUAUAUAUUGUCCGAUCUGGAGAUCGCUUAUAAGCUUGUCCUAGUGGAUAUUGAAAGUUUGGUAGCAGACAAUCCGUUAGUCGACGACAUAAAAUAUAAAAAGAACGAUGCAGAAGUUGUGGUUAUUUUUUUGCUGCGUGCUUUAUCCGAUAUAGCAAACGCGAGCAACUCGAUCAUCGGCAUGUGGGCAUUGAAGCCGAGCAUUUUGGAGCUGUUGGCGGUGAAACUGAAGCCAUACGAAAGUAGCUUGUCAGUGAGCAGUCCAUUCUUGCAAUACAGUAUCUUGUACUUGUUAUACGCUCAUUGUUCCAGGUAUAAUCACUUCGUGCCGAGCUCGAGUUUAAUAACUGGAACUACCGCUUGUCGUCCGAUAGAUAUGUUCCCGGGUGCGUUGGACGUACCUACUACGUCGCCGACCAGCGGCCAUCUUUCCAUAAUUCUCAAUCUAAUAGCCAAGAGUUACAACGAAUAUACACCGGAACAAACGUUAUUGCUGCUGUCGACGUGGAUGCAAGAAAUCUGUGUACAAUCUGAAAAUUAUAUCGGUAUACUGAGCAAAACAAAAGAAUAUGAGAAUGUUCUGUCGAGUCUUGUUGCCAGCGGAGCUAGCAUCGAUCGAGACAUUUCUGUUGCCGUUUGUGAACUUCUCGAGAUGUUGAUGAGCGCGAAGAAUGUUGCAUGGAGGGAGGAAAUCUAUUCGUGCAUAGUGGAUUUGGCGACGUUACACUUGACCUCGUGCGACGAAGUCGUACGGGAGAAGUAUGGUUCGUUCUUAACGUGCGUGCCUCUGAAUAUAGUAAUACCGAAACUUAACAAGGAAUGCUUGCUAUCAGAAACAAAGAAACAUCAAUGGAUUAAGAAUUAUUCGACCGAGUCUGUAAUUCUUGCUCAGAGACUGCACAUGCGGGGGAACAGUAAUGGAGAGAUGCAAGCUCAACACUUUAAGACUUACAUGGCUUUUCUAUUGCAAGAUCAGCAGCUGGAUGCGUUCGGGCUAUCAGAGAUGUUUACACUUUGCUGGCCAAUCGUGUCCGACAGUGAAACUACGAGAAGGAUGUACCGACUAGGGCUCGCGAAUCGAUCCUUUUUAUAUUUUUGGGCCGGUUUCGAGGCGGCACAACAUUGCGUGACUAACAAACUUCGUACACCGCUGGGAAAGCCGCAAGAAACAUUUACGUCGAUCGAAAGCGCUCUGAAAUCAUUGGCGCGUGAGAUAUCAUACAGUAUGGAAAUAACAAAAAAAGAGAAACGAAGUUUGGAUCAUCUGUUGAGCGAACAUACCCGCGUACGACUUUUGAUCGAAUUUCUCGAGCAUCUCGAAAGAGCCAUACACAACGCGGCGGAAGGUUGCGCGAUUGCUCUGUCGCCACUAUCAAAACCAGUCAGAACGUUCUUUCGAACUAACAAAUCGACAUGCAAGGAAUGGUUGAAUCGCAUUCGACUGGCGUUGUGCGUAGUAUCGUUGCAUUCGGGACUGGCUGGUAGUGGUCUGAGAAACAGCCAAAGAUUGUUGGAGGAUUUGAGUAACAGCGAUAACACGCAGGGUAUCGAAUUUGAAAGGGCAACUCUUUGUACAGCGCAAGCAAUGGUAAUGUUGGGAGAGGCCGAGGCGUUACAAGGGCUUUAUACUUACACCAAGGAGAAGGAGAGAAAAUUCCCGUGGUUGAAGGCCGCAAUGGAAGAAGCCGCGUGUCACUACGAAUCCGCUGCAGAGGCUUACAAAUUGAUCAUCGAGGAGCAAACACGAGCCACGUUCGAUCGAUUGUUAAAAGAUACGGAGCAAGAAGAAGAGGGGGAAGAUGAGAGCGACGGCGGUGUUGGUAGUGGUAUCGGUAUUGGUAUUGGUAUCGACAGCGUUAGCGAAAGCGAUGAUCCUUCUUCGAUCGACGGCAAAGGAAAAAAUGUUAGGCCAGAAGGGGACAAUCAGGUACUUGGUUUUUGCAUGCAACGGCUGUCCAAGUGUUACGAGGCGGUCAGCGAUUGGUCUCGAUUGGAAGCGUGGAAGCUUCAAGAGGCUGAGAUGUUUUGUCGUGAAAAAAAUUCGAUUCUCGAACAACAGACAUCGAUAGAGAAUGGCGAUUGUCGACGAGCAAGGUGUUUGAAGAUGUUCGAAUUUGACGAAACGGUAUAUCUCGACGAUCUGACCGACUGGAAUUUGUUGGAAAAUGGAGCUGGGAAGACUGGGAAUUGGAGCUGUGCAAAAACGUUGGGCGAAUGCAGCAACACGCUAACCAACAUUGCGCUCAGAAUCCGAGCAAACGAUUAUCAGGAUUAUUUUGAGGAGGAGAUAACACGAUGUCGAAGGGUGGCAUCUAAAACCAUGGAGGAAGGUCUUCGAAACUUACCGUCGGAAUAUUUGACCGAGUCGAUAUUGGUACGAUAUUCGACCGAUGGAUUGAAGAGCUUGUUGUUAUCCGGUCGAGAAGAAAACACGUUCGAAUUGUACAAGACUGAGAAGAUCGAUCGUAUGGAUUCGAACGUUCUGACACGAAUUCUAUGGUGGUCGGAAUAUUUUGGUAGCGCGAGGGAGAAAGACAGCUCCAAAGGACGGCCGAGCAGCGGUAAUACUUUGUCGAGCGAGGUGGCCGAUUUACGGUUGCAUAUUGUUCGUACAGCCCGAAAGGAAGGCAACUUCAAGCUGUCGAAACGUGAACUUCUCAAUUACCUGCGAUCCGAACGGGAGAUUUGUCGAAUCGAGGAAGUAAAGAGGGGCGAGGAACGAUUCGAACGCGUCGAUCUAGAUUUCGAUCGAGUCACCGACGAUGUCUUGAAGAACGUGAUGCGCGUGAAAUGGUCGAAGAAUAAUAUGCGCGCGUUCCGCGAAUGUUCAAAAUUAUUGUACGACAUGGGGCGCGUCGAUAAAGCGUUGAAAGUUUGCAGCGCGACCGCGCUUGGUAUAUCGCGAGCCAUCAUCGACGGAGAACGUUCGACCGAUUUACGAGAGAACGGGACAAGACUUCUACUCACUCUCGGUAAAUGGAUACAACAGGAAGCCGGAAGUACCGAAAACAAUCAGUUGGAUCAGUUGCUCGAAUUCGAAGCUGUGCACAACGACGGCUUGAUGAACAAGCUAUUCGGACCAACCACAGAUUCGAUACCUACCUCGGACAUGAUAAUUGGCAGAUUGAUGCAGCUAGGUGUAAAUCAAUGUCCGGAUUUACCGGUCGCGUGGUCCAGCUUCGCUGGAUGGUGCUACAAAUGGGGAAGAAAAAUCGUGGACAAUUCGAAUUCCGAUCGACUCACCGACUCCGACAGAACUACCAUACGGGAUCUCUUACCGUUCGACACGGACGAGACCGACAUGAUCGCGAUUUUUUCUAUUCUGAGUCAAAGCAAAACGAUACCAGAAGACGAGGGCGACAUAACGGACACGUCCAAUGAUGUAAACACGUCCGAUAUGAUAGAGAAUCAGCUACGAACCGUUCCGGCAUUGAGUCGCGCGAGUUCCGAUCGCCUCGGGAUGCUCGUUGAUAUCUGGAAACAGGCGCAGAAACAAAUUUAUUCGUAUUACGAGCUCUCCGCGAACGCGUAUUUCAAGUAUUUGCAACUAGCUGCGAAUAAGGAGACCAAUCAUUGCGACACUAUAACAGCCACGCUCAGAUUGUUGCGUCUGGUCGUGAAGCAUGCUCUCGAGUUGCAAAAUGUUCUCGAGUCUGGACUCUCGUCGACACCUACGGCCCCGUGGAAGGAGAUAAUACCGCAGUUAUUCUCGAGGCUCAGUCAUCCCGAGUCUUAUGUACGCACACGGGUCUCGGAGCUGUUGUGCAGAGUCGCGGAGAAUUCGCCGCACUUGAUUACUUUCCCCGCGGUAGUGGGAGCGGUUUCCGGCCAGAGAAAGAAUUGCGAUAAGAUUCUCUAUGAGAAGACGGGCACUGGUCGAUCCACGCGGAACGAUUUAGGUUUUAUCGAGGAGGAGGGCGAAGAGGAAGAGGACGCGGUUGUUGAGGUCGAGGAAGAGGAGGAGGAGGAGGAUGAGAUCGCUGGCGAGAACUCGGCCGCGGUGUAUCAGUAUCAGGACGAACACGAGAAAUUUAUGGAUUGUUGUUUCUCCCAAUUAGCCGACUGCCUCUCGAACCGAGUCCAGGAUUCCGUUGAACAAAUAAAAAUAUUGGUCAAAGAAUUGCGUCGUAUCACGUUACUGUGGGACGAACUAUGGUUGGCAACUCUCUGCCAGCAUCACACCGAGAUCUCCAAGCGAUUCGAGCAGCUGGAGAUCGAGGUGCAAAAGGUACAGGAUAACGUUUGGUUGUGCACCGAAGAAAAAGACAGUUUGAUCGCCGAAAAGCAUAGGAUUAUAUUGAAGCCGGUAGCGUUCAUACUGGAGAAUCUUUCGGCUAUGACCUCCGUUCCGGCUGAAACUCCGCACGAGAAGAAUUUUCAAGAAAAGUUCGGUCCCUCGAUCGAAGAAGCGAUAAACAAGCUUACCAAUCCUAAGAACCCUGCGAAGCCGCAAAUCGCGAGUCUGUCGUUGAAGCAGCUGGAAAGCAAGUUAGCCCAACGCGUGCACAGACGUGCUGCUUAUUCUCUGUCUAUGAACGAUAUCAGUCCGGUGUUGGCAAACCUGAAAAACACGUGUAUCGCAAUGCCGGGCGUUGCUGCCAACGAUAAUAAAGUUGUUACCAUCCAAUCCGUUGAUAAUAACGUCCAGAUAUUGCCGACCAAGACCAAGCCUAAGAAGCUCAUUUUUCAUGGUUCCGAUGGACACGUUUACACGUAUCUGUUCAAAGGAUUGGAGGACCUUCAUUUGGACGAGAGAAUUAUGCAGUUCUUAAAUAUAUGUAACACUAUGAUGUCGAAGAAAGGCGAUUCAAAACAAGUGUACAGGGCACGACAUUAUUCGGUUAUACCGUUAGGUCCGCGAUCCGGUCUUAUACAAUGGGUCGACGGCGUCACGCCCUUGUUCGUUCUUUAUAAGAGAUGGCAGCAAAGGGAGAACGCAAUGACCAAUAAAACCGGCAGCGCGGCUAUUUUGCGACCGUCUGAGCUGUUCUACAAUAAACUGACGCCGUUGCUGAAAGAACGAGGAAUUGGUUUGGAGAAUAGGAAAGAAUGGCCCAUUCAAAUUUUGAAGCAAGUCUUGGCCGAGUUAAUGGCUGAAACACCGAAGGAUUUAUUGGCAAAAGAGAUUUGGUGCAACAGCAUAAGCGCUGGAAGUUGGUGGCAGGCAACCAAAAAUUAUUCCUAUUCGGUCGCCGUAAUGUCGAUUAUCGGUUACAUCAUCGGUCUCGGUGAUAGACACUUGGACAACGUGCUGGUCGACCUGAAUACAGGAGAAGUUGUGCAUAUCGAUUACAACGUUUGCUUCGAAAAAGGAAAAACGUUACGCGUGCCGGAAAAGGUGCCCUUCAGAAUGACACCUAACAUCAGGACAGCGUUAGGGGUAACUGGUGUCGAGGGUAUAUUCCGUCUAGCCUGCGAACACACGCUUCGAGUGAUGCGUCGAGGACGCGAAACCCUGCUUACUUUACUCGAGGCAUUCGUAUACGACCCGUUGGUGGAUUGGCGAGCUGGCGCGGACAACAGCAUCGCGAGUUACGGAGCAUGCCAGGCCAGAGCGAGGUGCACAGGUAUAGGAAGAAAACAGUUGGAACAGGAACUUACGCGGGCAAUGUUUGCCGUUCGAACGGCAGAGAUGCGUGCCGCAUGGUUGGCAAAUAGGGAUGAACUGAUGAAAGUGUUUCCGGCUCUGUGUCACCGUUUGAACUGCUGGGUGGAUGCGAUCGACGCCACUCGUCAGUGUCAGGAUUUGCUACAAGACAGGCACCAACAGCUCGCUUUGGUCAAAGAAGCACAGGCAAUGGGACGCAAUCACCCGCUGUACUCGGUGAUAAAGCGUUACAACUCUUUUAAAAGAGCACGCGAUGCUCACGAAAAGGCGAAAACUGGAUUAAAGGAAAGAAUAGAAGAUUGUGAAAAACAAAUUAAUAUGCACAAUUUGGCACUUUCGGCGGUUAGGGGUCUCCAAUUGGGACAGUGGUUAGCAGAAUUGGGAACGUCUGCCAAUCAAGAGGAUCACGUGGUGUUCGAUUUGGUCAAGGAAUUUUUGCAGAAUGCUGGUCAAAGUCAAAUGAUUCUCCAAUGCGAGCAAUCGGAAAACGAGUUGACACAAUUAGCUACUCAACAGUCGAUUUUGAUACGAAGUUGUUUGGAUCUUCUAAGUCAGUAUUCGGCAAUUUGCAGACUAUAUCCAUUAAGCAUUAUGUCGCAACAUCGUACGGUUCUUUACCACGGUUGGGCCAAUGAGCUCUUGAAUUCGGGAAGCGUCGAGGCUUGUCGCGAGGUCAUGGCACAGUUCGAAAAUACUUUCGAUCCGCUAAAGAGCUCGAAUAGUCAGCAAGUGCAACAAAUAAUAACGUUCUCCUAUCAGAUGCAAGGUAUUCUGAACGAGGCAAACGAGAGACUGAAGAAAGCAUACGAAAGAAUGGUGUCGGAGGGCUUGCCCGAGUCGAUUGGUCGAAUAGAAAAAGCGUACACAGAGUCGAGAGUGCAGAUACAGAGUUUCUUGAGGCGAGAAAAGGGGGCAGAAAGGGCGCUCGAAUGUGUUAACAUAACUGCUCUGUGUGCUCUAAAUAAAAGAUAUUUGAUGAUGGAAGGUGCUGCAAAGUGUGCGGGUGACUGUUUGGUUGAUCUUACAUCUAGGGAAGGGGAUUGGUUUUUAGAUGAAAUGCGUCUUAUGUCGUCGUUGAUCGCUGAGUUGAUCAGCUUGAUACCCGAGUGUCACAAAGCGAAUAACGACCCCAAGAUAUCUAUCGUCCUCAAGUGCUUGAGGGGAUCCGAUUGCAUCUACAAGGGGCUGCAAGAGCUUAAUUACAAUUUCCACACCAUUAUUCUGCCGGAGGCGAUGAAAACGAUCAUAACGGAAGAGCCAACUGUGAUCAGGAUGAUCGGCGAACUGACCGAGAUCAUUGUGUCACCCGGUGUACCGCUCGGUGAAAUUUUGGGACAGUUGGAGAUGCAUUUGAGAUUCACUGUUAUGGAAAUGGAAAGUCCUCACGCAAUGAUACAAAGCGUAGUAAACAACAUGAGAUUGCGAUUCGAAGCGUUGCUAUCCCGACCGGCUGAGAUUCAGGAACCGAAUCAAGACGAGACUUUGACCCCCGGUCAAAUGUUGUUGAUGGGCUUUAACGGAUUAUUCGAGAAACUCCAAAUGGAGGGCAACGCGUUGAUAGCUACUCUGAGUACGCUCGAUAUUCCAGGUGCGUGGAGAAAAAUCGACCAAAUUCGGGAAGCAAAGGAAAUGUCCGCACCCAUAUUCAACAAGGCAGCCUGCCAGGUUCUAGAGGACAUAUUUCUGGUCAAACGAUUGCACACUAUACAAGAGUUUUUUAUGAUGUGCAGAGAUAUCGCAACCGCAUUCAAGGGUGGUUUAGCUAAUGUUUACGACGAUGAAAGGCUUAAUAAACCGAUAAGAAUCUUUACAGCGGAUUACGUGUCAAGGCAACUGCUUGGAGUUACGUCUCAAACACUUGCCAUCGCGCUUUGCCUCUUACUGCAAAGAAUGGGAUUGAGCGUUACCACCGAGAUCGAACAGAGGGACAUCGGGGCUGAGAGUAAAGUCUCGUUGGAGGAACUGUGUAGAAAGGUUGUUGAUUUAUGCCUGAAAAGGGGAUCGUUCUCGGGAUCCGUGCUCGCACAAGCCAGCGCGCUUAGUAGCACCCUUGAGAGCACUUGGCGAAGAAAACAAAGCAGCAGAUUAGCUCAGCAAAACGUUGAGGCGGCGAGAGCAAGCAUGCAGAGACUUCAGCUACAGCUAACUGCUCAUCACUGGUUGCACGAAGACAGUUUGCUCUUGAGAUCGAACCUCAAUCUACUAAAUCCUUUGAAUCGUUCAGCGUUCAUGUUAGAAUUACGAAAAACAGCCGCGGCGCUCUCGAGUUUACAGUCUCGCGUAUGCGAAACACGGGAGCAACAACAAAAUCUUGUCUCUAGUGCAGUGCAACGUUUGAAGUGGGCCGCGGGGGCGAAUCCGGCCCUCGGGGAAGUGAUGUCCGCGUUUGACAACGCCGUGCUUUCUUCUUGCGAGAAGUUGACCCGGCAGCAAAAUCUUGCAUCCAGUGUCGUUAAUACGUGCAAUUCUAUAUUGCACUACGAGGCUUUAAGAACCAGAACGUCGGAGAGCGUGACGCAUGAUGCGAAUUUCGCCAAGUUGGUCAAGCAUUGGGAAGAAAGCUGUAUUUUAACAAUGAAUCUAACCAUUACCGUUACCGCGAUCGAGGAGAGCCUGGUCGAAUUGCUGCAAGUGGAUUGCAACGUUGACAUAAACUGGUUGAAGCACGCGGAAAGAUUUAUUUCCGAGGCGAUACUAGACGUUCAGAAGGAACUCCAAGAGAAGCAAGAAUGUUUGCUAGCUGCUCAGGAACACUUGAGGGAGCAGGUCAGAAAUUUACAACUCGUCUUGUCCGAACAUCAUAUAUUGAUGUGGGACGUACGGAUUUUAUUGCGAACAAUGACCAAGCAAGAAAAUAUCGACGGCUUGCAAGAAUUUCUCUCGUCGUAUCGGUCUUUUACCGAAAGCGUGUCAUCGAUCGUCAAGGAACUUGAAUCAGACAGCCUCGACGCAGCUAGAGGUAGAACGAUCAAAGAAGAAUUGGAGAAUAUGGCGGUCACGGUGCCGAGUUUGUACAGCGAGUUGCUAGAGUUUGCGAACGAGAGGAGGACGAAUUCAGCAAAGAUGCUAGAGAAGCAGAAAGAAACCGAGAAAGCGAAUGAAAAGGGGCGAGAAAGAGAGAACGAGAUUGGGGCCGAGGCUGUAACCGAGAACGAGACCGAGACUGAAACUUCGGCCGUCGUUAUGACAAAAAAGAAAGGAAAGUUGACCAGGCAAGAGGGCGUGUGUUACAGCCCGAAAAAGGGAGUUCCGUUGGCCAGAGAUCCGACUACGGGCAAAGCUGUUCAAGAGCGGAAUGCUUACGCGUUGAACGUAUGGCGUCGCGUACGAAUGAAACUGGAAGGACGUGAUCCACAACCGACACGCAAAUACACCACGGCCGAACAGGUGGAGUACGUGAUACGCGAGGCUCAGAGCACCGACAAUUUAGCCCUUUUGUACGAGGGUUGGACACCGUGGGUCUGAACGAAAGGAGGUUGACGCGAUCGCGUCGAUGGUUCAAUGCUCGUUACACACGGUACUAGAGUUCGUACCGUCCUUCGCUCUACGCUCGAUGGAGCCAGCUCUCUGUUCGACCAGGUGUGAAGUAACUUCGUCGUCACCUGGAAGAGAAAGUCUAUGCCCGCAAGGAUGCCGUGCAAGUUCGGCAACGCGUGCCUAAAUACAAGGAAAAAUCCUGCGCGAUCAGCGACUCACGAUCGAACUUCGAUUCUGGCACUGAUUCUAUGAUUAUCUCAAUAAUCUCUCGUCUACGCCGCGUACUGUGCAAUUCCAUAGAGGUCCAUUCCUUUUUUGCUAGUUUCCACUGGUCAACGUACUCUCGUCAUAUUUUCUUUCGUAAGGCGAUUGAUUAAAACAACUACCAAACGAUAAUUAUUUAUUAAAAGUGGACUGACGUGCAAUACAAAUAAAAGCACAUUUGAGGAAAGAGUCAACGGCACUUAUCAUCGCAAUAUUGAACGACAGUCAUUUGUUAUUGAAUCCGCUAUUUGUUGACGUGUUGGGAAUGGCUUUAAUGUUUAAAUGUCGACGAUAGAUUUGGGAAAAGCAUAGAAUCUGUCGCAUCUUUGGAAUAACGAGACGACUGAAAGUUCAGUCGACGAUGCGGAGAAACUCGAUGACGAUUAACGCGUCGACGGUGACGACACUCGAGACUCUUAACGAGAACAUCUAUGACGCGUUGUCUGCCACGAACGUUAUUCGUUCGAAGAAACGGUCCUUCUCCGAGUUUAAAUUUAUUUUAUUUCGCGAUUCACUCAUAAAAUUUCCCUAGUAUCUUAGCAAACGUACGUAUCGGUCGGUCGGGGUCGAGUCUUACGACUGUAAACCAAUUUUUGGAGAACGUGUGUAUCAUCACUGUUAACGAGUGAUUAGAUUUAGAGUUUGAGUUCACAGCGGGACCAACAACGACGUCACUAUCGAGUCUUGUAUAAAAUAAACGAGGUUCAUUGUUGAGACGCCGGAAAUGAAAAGCCAAGCAUUAUUACAAUUCAAUGUAUUAUCAAUAUUGGUGCUUUUAUUUAAUCUGAUUAUAUAUAUCUAAAUUUUUCAUCGAUAAUGUAGACGCAUUAUAUUCGUCCUCGUUUGAUUCUUAUUAUUCUAAUAGUAAUAAUUUCAAUGCCUGGCUAGUUUUCCGCUCGAAUACAACAGUUUUUACAUUUUAUGCAAAGUUUACACUUAUUAUUCGGUAAAAUCUGCAAUUUCAAUGUUUCUCGCACAGGAUGAACAGUCGCCUGUUUCAAGUUUUUUCCCACCGUUUUCUGUAAUAACAUCAUUUGAUUAACAAUCAUUGUACCAUCGCGCCUCUGUAACAACGGUCGUAAUAGUCGAUCGCCGAUCUACGAUAGUUUGAAAUAGAGAGAACGCAAAGUAGAAAACGUGAAUGUCGCUGCAGAUAUUCAAGAGAAAGAAACAUGUUUCUUUUUGCGUAAUAGGUAAAAAAAAAAAUACAUCAAUUCGAAAGAGCACUCGAACGUCUCGCGUUUUUCUCUUUUUCGUUUUUUUUUUAUUUCCGUUUGUUACGAGGGAAAGGACCAGAGAGAAGGUCGCACUUUGUAACCAAUAAAGUUUACGGUAUAUAUAAAAAUAAUGAGAAUGAUCUAUUCCCUUCGGUUGAAUUACUCUUUCCAGAAACAUUCUUACCUACGGUUCAUUUACCUUGGAUCUCUUAUUUUCGAUAUGGUAACC